This is a messenger RNA of Columba livia (rock pigeon), 1690 nucleotides long. It is a transcript of the gene HVCN1, whose product is annotated as hydrogen voltage gated channel 1. Gene Ontology annotation, biological process: proton transmembrane transport. Gene Ontology annotation, cellular component: plasma membrane. NCBI's taxonomy places the organism in Eukaryota, Metazoa, Chordata, Aves, Columbiformes, Columbidae. Gene Ontology annotation, molecular function: voltage-gated proton channel activity. The transcript is spliced from 6 exons. The coding region runs from base 694 to 1404 and encodes 236 amino acids. The record is from RefSeq and is a predicted model, not a curated record.
GCCGACGCGGUCGCUCCGGCCGGCGGUGCGGACGGGGGAGGCUGGGGAGCCCCAACCGCAGCCCCGGCCGCUCCACCGGCCGGUGACGGCUCCAGGCCCCGCGGCCCGGGCGAGCACAGAGGCUGUUCCGUAACGGGCCGGGGGCUCCACUGCCGGGGCAGCUCCCUGGGGGGCUCCACUCAGCGCCCGGCGGCGGGGAACGAAGGAGCUGCCGCUGUGACAGCAGCGCGGGGCCGUCUCUGUCCCCUGUAACGGGUGACAAAGUGGCCCGAAGCCCACGUGGCCUCCAGCAGCCACCGCUGCCCUGAGUGGAUCCCACCGGGACCCCCAGAGACCCCCGUUUGCAGGGAGCGGAGGGGAGGGAGAGCAGUGGGGGGCACGGCAGUUCCAGUGGGCCAAGAGUGUCCUGUGCUGAGCCCCCGGUCCGCUCUGGCUAAGGGCGGGUGCAAUGGAGAGCCCCGCCGGGGAUGGGGACGUUUGUCUGCCGGUGGCAGUAGCGGUUUUGGGGCGGGUUUGUGGGCCAGGCAGUCUCGCCAGGUUGCCCAAAGAGGAAGGGCGAGCUGGUGAAGCUGUGACACGGGAACGCGAGAGCGGGCGCAGACGGAGCCUCUCCCUGCGGCUGUUCUGAGCGCGGAGCUGCAACUGGGAUCACCUGCAGACACUGGCCGGGUGAUGCCAGCUUGAUCCAGAGCCAUGUCCAGGUACCUGAAGCACUUCACGGUGGUGGGGGACGACCCCAUCCAAUGGAGCAAUGACUAUCGGAAAUGGGAGGACGAGGAGGAGGCUGGGGAGAAGCGGCCGGAUUCGGAGAUCAAGCUGGAGCCCGCCAGGAGCCAUGUCUCCUUCCAGAUCAUGAUGAAAAGGCUCUUCAGCUCCCACAGGUUUCAGAUCCUGGUUGUCUGCUUGGUCAUCCUAGAUGCCUUGUUGGUCCUGGGAGAAUUGCUUAUGGACUUGAAAAUCAUCCAUCCGGACAAAUAUAAUAUAACCCCAAAGGUUUUCCACUAUCUCUCCCUGUCCAUUUUAACCAUCUUCCUGGUGGAGGUGGGGUUCAAAGUCUUCAUCUACCGCUGGGAAUUCUUCCACCACAAGUUUGAAGUGCUGGACGGGAUCGUCGUCAUCGUGUCCUUCAUCCUCGACGUCAUCCUCAUCUUCCGGGAGCACGAGUUUGAAGCCGUCGGGCUCCUGAUUCUCCUGCGGCUGUGGCGCGUGGCCAGGAUUAUCAAUGGAAUAAUUCUAUCAGUAAAGACCCGCUCUGAACAACAAGUGUCCAAGCUAAAGCAAGCAAACCUGAAACUUGCAACAAAGGUUGAACAACUGGAACAGAGCUGUAUAGAGAAGGAGCAAGAAAUUGAGAGGCUUAACAAGAUACUAAAACAGCACGGACUCAUCAGCGAGCAAAAGUAGGAGGCCGGUUUUCGAGGUGGGGACGUCUGCCCUGGAGAGAGCAGUGUAGCAAUCUACCAGUUUGACCUGAAAGGUUUUCCUGUCUCUUUGCUUUCUCCUGUAUGAUGUUGUCUGUAAACAUUUUUUCUAUUUGACCACACUUAGAUUAGAUUUUGGGAUUGAGAAAAAGAAUCUUGCUGGAAAAUUAAUCACACAUACUCCUGGUAAACAGUGAUUUUUAUAAGACGUUUCUUGUACAGUUAAAACUGGAAAAUAAUUUAAUAAAGACACAUCUUUACAAGCUGUA